This is a messenger RNA of Nannospalax galili (Upper Galilee mountains blind mole rat), 2026 nucleotides long. RefSeq names its product ALG8 alpha-1,3-glucosyltransferase (gene Alg8). Lineage: Eukaryota; Metazoa; Chordata; Mammalia; Rodentia; Spalacidae. The transcript has 13 exons. Gene Ontology annotation, biological process: protein N-linked glycosylation. Gene Ontology annotation, molecular function: dolichyl pyrophosphate Glc1Man9GlcNAc2 alpha-1,3-glucosyltransferase activity. Gene Ontology annotation, cellular component: endoplasmic reticulum membrane. The record is from RefSeq and is a predicted model, not a curated record. The coding region runs from base 54 to 1634 and encodes 526 amino acids.
CGCGGCAUCCCGGAAGUGGGUCUCGUUGGCUGACAGCGCGCGGUGCUGCAGCAAUGGCGGCGCCCCGGGCUGGCACAGGUUGCGGCCAUUGGUUUUCGAUUCUGGCGCUCGGGGUGACUCUCCUCAAAUGUCUUCUCAUUCCCACCUACCAUUCCACGGAUUUUGAAGUACACCGAAAUUGGCUUGCUAUCACUCACAGUUUGCCAAUAUCUCAGUGGUAUUAUGAGGCAACUUCAGAGUGGACCUUGGAUUACCCACCUUUCUUUGCAUGGUUUGAGUAUGUUCUAUCACAUGUUGCCAAAUACUUUGAUCAAGAGAUGCUUAAUAUCCAUAACCUGAACUACUGCAGCUCAAGGACGCUACUUUUCCAGAGGUUUUCUGUCAUCGUUACUGAUGCUCUCUUUGUGUAUGCUGUUCAUGAGUGCUGUAAGUGCAUUGAUGGAAAAAAAGCAAGCAAAGAGCUUACAGAGAAGCCAAAGUUUAUUCUUUCCGUGUUGCUGCUGUGGAACUGUGGGUUGUUAAUUGUAGACCAUAUUCAUUUCCAGUACAAUGGUUUUUUAUUUGGACUAAUGCUGCUCUCUAUUGCACGGUUAUUUCAGAAACGGCAUAUGGAAGGAGCCGUUCUUUUUGCCAUCCUGCUACAUUUUAAGCACAUCUACCUCUAUGUAGCACCAGCCUAUGGUAUAUACCUGCUGAGAUCUUACUGUUUCACUGCAAGCAAACCAGAUGGCGCUGUUCGAUGGAACAGUUUCAGCUUUAUCCGCCUUAUUUCCCUGGCGCUGAUUGUUUUUCUAGUUUCUGCUCUUUCACUGGGCCCUUUCCUAGUCUUGAACCAGCUGCCUCAAGUGUUUUCCCGACUCUUUCCUUUCAAGAGGGGCCUCUGCCAUGCCUACUGGGCUCCAAACUUCUGGGCUUUGUACAAUGCUUUGGACAAAGUGCUGUCUGUCAUUGGUUUAGAACUGAAACUUCUUGACCCCACAGAGAUCCCUAGGGCCUCAAUGACAAGUGGUUUGGUUCAGCAGUUUGAACACACAGUCCUUCCCUCGGUGACUCCCUUGACAACCCUCAUCUGCACAAUGACGGCCAUAUUGCCCUCUGUUUUCUGUCUUUGGUUUAAACCCCAAGGGCCCAGAGGCUUUCUCCGAUGCCUGGUUCUUUGUGCUCUGAGCUCCUUCAUGUUUGGGUGGCACGUCCAUGAAAAAGCCAUUCUUCUUGCAAUUCUCCCAAUGAGCAUUUUGUCUGUGGACAAAGCCAGCGAUGCAUCUAUUUUUCUGGUUCUGACCACAACAGGACAUUACUCCCUCUUCCCUCUGCUCUUCACUGCACCAGAACUUCCCAUUAAAAUAUUCCUCAUGUUACUAUUCACUAUUUACAGUAUUUCCUCACUGAAGACACUAUUCAGAAAAGAAAAACCUCUUUUUAAUUGGAUGGAAACAUUCUAUCUCCUUGGCCUGGUGCCUAUGGAAGUCUGCUGUGAAUUUGUAUUCCCUUUUACCUCUUGGAAACUGACGUACCCCUUCAUCCCUUUGUUGCUGACCUCAGUGUAUUGUGCAGUGGGCAUCACAUAUGCCUGGUUCAGGCUGUAUGUAUCAGUGUUGACUGGCUGUCUGGUCGGCAAGACAAAGAAGCAGUGACUAGAGGAGCGAUCUGGAUGUGGGCCAAGCAGUUACUCCACAGGGUAUUGAUCAGAACUUGAAGAAAGUUGCCAGUGGCAUGAUCUAUUCAUUUCAGUAAAUCUGUUUAGAGGACCAUUCUUCCACACUUGGCCUUGCCCUGCUUAGCAACCUGAUUGUUACCAUGGUGAGAAGCUACUUGCCCUCCAUAAGCAGCAAAACAUGUCUGAGCAAACUCUUGCCUUCCUCUGUUAAAGUAGUCUGCAGUCAUUCAGACUGCUGUGCCUACCGAAGGUAAAUGGGGAUGUGAUUCACAGCAUGGUUGUCUGUAGCUGGUGCUGACUGUUCAGGAUGUAAAGCAUAAUUGGAUUCGACAUCAUAGGGAAAUAUAAAUAAAGUGCAUUUUGUAUGUA